Molecule: messenger RNA, 1090 nt
Organism: Chanos chanos (milkfish)
Lineage: Eukaryota; Metazoa; Chordata; Actinopteri; Gonorynchiformes; Chanidae
Product: cytosolic sulfotransferase 3
Exons: 8
Coding region: 170-1069 (299 amino acids)
Molecular function (GO): sulfotransferase activity
Source: RefSeq, a predicted model, not a curated record
AGAGAGGUGAGAUAAGUUCAGGCACAGAGGGAGGCAUGACAGUUCAGGAGGUGUCAGUUCACUAGACAGAAAGAAAAACCACAACGGAGGAAAACCACAGUGGAGGAGAGAAGCAGAGCAGUGCAUAUCAGAAGAAGGACACAGGUGGUGGACAGGUCUAAACAAAGCCAUGGAAAACCUGGAGGAGAUGAAAUCUUUCAAACGGCCAGAGAUGUUUGAAUUCAAGGGUGUCACUAUGAUCAAUUAUUUUACCGAUAAUUGGGACAAUAUACAGAACUUCCAGGCAAGACCAGAUGACAUCCUCAUAGCCACGUACCCCAAAGCAGGAACCACUUGGGUGUCAUACAUCCUGGACCUGCUGUAUUUUGGGAAGACGUGCCCUGAGCGUCAGACCAGCCUACCCAUCUAUAUGAGAGUGCCCUUCCUGGAGAUGACCAUCCCUGUUCUCCCUCCAGGAAAGGAGCUGGCGGACAAACUCCCCACCUCACCUCGUCUCAUUAAAACUCACCUGCCUAUCCAGUUUGUGCCCAAGUCCUUCUGGGAGCAGAACUCCAGGGUGAUUUAUGUAGCUCGAAACGCCAAAGAUAACGCUGUGUCUUAUUUCCACUUUGACCGAAUGAACAUGGCCCAGCCUGAACCUGGGGACUGGAACAGCUUCAUAAAGAGAUUCAUGGAAGGAAAGGUGGUGUUUGGUUCCUGGUAUGAUCAUGUGUGUGGAUGGUGGGAGAAGAAGCAGACAUACUCCAACCUGCACUACAUGUUCUUUGAGGAUCUGGUGGAGGACACAGGCCGUGAGUUGGAACGCUUGUGCUCCUUCCUGGGUCUGUCUACAUCAGUAGAAGAGAGGGAACAGAUCAGAACAGGGGUCCAGUUUGAUGCUAUGAAGAAAAACAAAAUGACCAACUACUCUACCGUUUCAGUUAUGGACUUCAAAGUUUCACCAUUCAUGCGUAAAGGUAAAGUCGGUGACUGGAAGAAUCACUUCACGGUGGCUCAGAACGAGGAGUUCGAUGAAGACUACAAAAACAAGAUGAAGAACACCACACUCCGGUUUCGAACAGAACUUUAAACUAGCAGAUGGAUGCUGUGA